Molecule: messenger RNA, 1038 nt
Organism: Colletotrichum gloeosporioides
Lineage: Eukaryota; Fungi; Ascomycota; Sordariomycetes; Glomerellales; Glomerellaceae
Exons: 1
Coding region: 1-1038 (345 amino acids)
Molecular function (GO): protein binding
Source: RefSeq, a predicted model, not a curated record
AUGUCUCUCUUCAAGCGCACGUUUAGGUCGCAAGACCCCAACGUCCGCGUGGACAAGUCGUCGAGGCUGAAGAAGUCGAGCUCGAUCCGGGACAACCAGAAGGUGUCGAAGAUGCAGCGCUCCGUGGCCGAUGACCAGCCCGCCCCCAUGGCCCCGCCCGUCGCCGCCGCCCCCCGCGGUGGCCCCGUGCCGACGCCGGCCAAGGCCUCCGGCGGUGGAAAGUCUGCCGUCGCCCCCUCGCCCAUCGUCACCCUGACGGUCGGUCGCGAGGGUCGCUUGUUCGCCGCCCACGAGGACGUCCUCUUCCAGUCGCCCUUUUUCGAGGCCGCCUGCCGAGGUCAGUUCUUCGAGGCCCAGAGCAAGCGGAUCGCUCUCCCCGACGAAGAACCCGAGGUCUUCUCCGCCAUCCUCGAGUAUCUCUACAAGGGUGACUACUACCCACGCCUGAUGCACAACAGGCACCGCAACUCUUGGGAGCUUGAGGAUGCCGUCAGAGGAUCCCCCCAAACCUCCCCCAACCCUGAUAACCACCACAGCCACCACCACAGAGGUGGCCGCGCAGCCCCCCCUGCCCCGGGCGCCUACCCGCCCACGCCCAACUCGGCGCACACCACGACAAGCAACACCACCGCCGGCUCCGGCGCCCCCGGCAGCGACGCGACCAUCUACAUCGCGGCCUGCGGGCAGCACAUCCUCCGCGACACCGUCAUCUACUGUGCAGCGGAGCGGUACGGGCUCGAGGAGCUCAAGCGCCUGGCCCUGCGCAAGCAGGGUCUGCAGUCCGGCGUCGACGUCGGCACCAUCCUGCGCUCCGCCCAGUACGCCUACGCCCACACCCCCGACUCGGACUCGCGUCUGCGCGCUCACUACCUCGCCUUGAUCAUCAGGUGUCGCAAGACAUUCAAGAGGAGCGGUACCAUGCAGACUGAGAUGGAGCGCGGCGGCAGCAAGCUCUUCUUCGACCUGUUCGUGGCCAUGUGCAACCACCUCGACGACGUCAUCGACCACACCAACGCACGCACCCCCAAGACCGUCUAA